This is a messenger RNA of Triticum turgidum subsp. durum (durum wheat), 1056 nucleotides long. NCBI's taxonomy places the organism in Eukaryota, Viridiplantae, Streptophyta, Magnoliopsida, Poales, Poaceae. The record is from the annotation of a GenBank genome assembly.
AUGGACAAGGACGAUGAUGACCCGAUUUCUCUGUUUGUUUUUUUAGUACAUACAAGAAGAAGAAAAAAUCCCCGUGGGAAUGGGGAUUGCGAUGAGAGAAAUCCAAGGAGGUGCGAAUUUACGUUAUGGACCCCCACGACUCGGCGGGAUGGAGCAAAGUUGAUCUGUGUUGGACUGGAAUGCAAAUAUCGGCGGGGACUGGCAUCGCGACAAGAAAUUGCGGGUAAAACCCAAGGUCACGAGCAGAGCUCCGAGUGUCAGAGCGCCAAUGGCCGACACGUAAUUAAACCCCCCUCGACGACCGGUAGACCGGUGACCGCACCCACCUAUAACCUCCUCCCCUCUCCGCCCCACCUCGCAGAGCCGCCGCCUGUGACCGACCGGAGAGCCAGACGACAAACCGAGCCCACCGCACCAACACCAACUCCUCCUCCUCUUGCGCGGCUGCAGCUGCCGGCCAUGUCGGUGGAGACGGAGCGGAGCUCCACGGAGUCCUCCGCCGCCUCGGGCCUCGACUUCGAGGACACCGCCCUCACCCUCCGCCUCCCCGGCUCCGACCCCGACCGCAAGCGCGCCUCCACCUCCGACCCCGACUGCCCCUCCCCGACCGCCGCCGCCUCCGACUCUCCCCCUUCCCCCAAGGCGCAGGUGGUGGGCUGGCCACCGGUGCGGUCGUUCCGGAAGAACGCCCUCGCGGCCGCGGCCUCGUCCAAGACCAAGUUCGUCAAGGUGGCCGUCGACGGCGCGCCCUACCUGCGCAAGGUCGACCUCAAGGCUUACGCUGGCUACACAAGCUCUGCCUCCUACGACCAGCUCCUCGCCACGCUCCAGGACAAGUUCAUCUCCCACCUCACCGUCCGAAAGCUUGGGAACGAGGAGAUGAAGCUCGUGGACGCGGUGAGCGGGACGGAAUAUGUUCCGACGUACGAGGACAAGGACGGCGACUGGAUGCUCGUCGGAGACGUCCCCUGGAGAAUGUUUGUGGAGACCUGCCAGCGCAUUCGUCUCAUGAAAAGCUCCGAGGUUGUCAAUCUAGCACCAAGAGCUGGUCGGUGA